AUGGCCUCCUCGAGCUCCUCACGGCCGUCUUGCCGUGAUUUGGACAACACAGUGCGCAUUGGAACUGGUUCAUGUCGUGGAGGAUUUGACUUUUCGCUUUUAUUUGAGGAGAUUGUCCUCGAAAUACUCCCUAUUGUUUUAAUCUUAAUUCUGAUUCCCGUGCGGAUAUGGCAACUCUCCCAGAAACGGCGCAAAGUCGUUAGCUCUUGGAUUCUUCCCGUCAAAAUGGCUGCGUGGUUCCUCUUUUUCGGGCUUCAGAUCGCCCAAACAAUCCUCUGGGCACUUCCAGCUGCCGAUCGAACGAAAGCUUCCAUUGCAACCAAUGCCGUUCUCGCCGUUGGUGCCCUGCUUCUCUGUGUACUUUCAUAUGCAGAGCACUCACGAUCUGUCCGACCUUCGUUUAUUUUAAACACCUACCUGCUCUGCAGCCUACUUUUCGACAUCGCGCGGGUCAGGACCCUUUGGCUGCGCGCCGUGGAUGGAUUCAAUGAAGUCAUUGCAGUCGUGACGACGGCCACUGCUGGUUUCUACAACCGAUCGGUGUUCUUCUGGCUCAACCCGCUGUUCAAAAAUGGCUUCCGCAAUCUGCUAUCUGUCGAUGACUUAUUUGUCUUGGAUAAGGAGCUCAGCUCUGAGAGACUCCUCGCCUUGUUCGAGGAAAGAUGGAGCAAGGUGAAAUCGAAAUCGCCCAACACGUUGCAAUUUGAAUGUUUCAAGGCUACCAAACGGCCACUGCUUGCGGCAAUUCCCGCCAGAGCCUGUGUUGUAGCGUUUAACUUCUGUCAACCACUACUCCUGACUCGAUCGCUCUCAUUUUUCAGUUCGCCGGUCAACAGCACCACCAACAAUGUUGGCUAUGGUCUUGUUGGAGCUUAUGCACUUGUCUACAUUGGUUUGGCGGUCGCAAUGGGCCAGUAUCAGCACAUGACGUACCGUGGUAUCACGAUGGCGCGCGGGAUCCUUGUCACCAUGCUUUAUAAGAAAGCUAGCUCUCUGAACCUGAACGAUACCGACCCAGCCAACUCGCUGACUCUUAUGAGUGCUGAUGUGGAAAGAAUUACCCAAGGCUGGCAAACUAUGCACGAAAUUUGGGCCAACUCUGCCGAAAUCGCAUUGGCGAUCUAUUUGUUGGAGCGACAGCUGGGGAUUUCCUGUGUUGUUCCUGUCUGCGUUGCGAUCGUCGCUUUGGUUGGUUCACUGAUUGGAAUGUCUUUCGUGGUGACCAGACAGGCCGAAUGGCUCAAGGCCAUCGAGAAGCGUAUCUCAUCUACUUCCGGCAUGCUGGGUGCGAUCAAAGGAGUCAAGAUGCUUGGCCUACAGAACUCAUUCAUGAGUUUUGUCCAUGGACUGAGAAUUGAUGAGCUCAAUAUUUCGAAGAAGUUUCGAACCCUUUUAGUCUGGAAUAUGGCCUUCGCAUGGUUAACCCGUAUCUUCGCCCCGAUCUUCACCUUUGGCGUGUUUGCGGGCAUAUCCGACUCUGCCUUGACUGUUUCCAAGGUGUAUACCUCGCUCUCGCUAUUUUCUCUCCUUUCGGAUCCCCUAUUGACGCUGGUCAUGGCACUGAUGUCGUUCUUUGGGUCGGUCGGGUCAUUCGCCCGUAUCCAAGAAUUUCUGGACAAGGAAGAUCAUUCCGAUCUACGACGUAACGUCCCUCAAAUUCCCUCACUUGAAGAUCUCGGCGAAGCCAAGCUUCUGUCCAAAUCUGGUGAUCUCGACAUGACUUCCAGCAACUCUGCAUCCGUGGAGUCUUUCAAGAAAGCCCCUAUUUCGUCCCCUUCGACCAAUGCCGCUGUAAUCCAAAAUGGAACUUUCUCCUGGGACACUGAGAAAGAGCCUAUCCUGAAAGAUAUCAGUCUGACCAUUCCCCGCGGCAGCUUCACCAUGCUUAUUGGACCUUCCGGCUGCGGCAAAUCUACCUUGCUCAAAGCUCUUCUAGGAGAAAUUCCCUGCGCCGAUGGCAAGGUUGAGCUGACUUCUGGGAGUGUGGCAUUCUGCGAUCAAACCCCAUGGCACAUGAAUGGUACUAUCAAAGACAGCAUUGUGGCCAUGUCGGACUUCGAUCCCAAGUGGUAUUCCUCGGUCAUCCAGGCAUGUGCCCUUGAGGAAGACCUUGGACAGUUCCCCCGUGGUGACAGCAGUGUUAUUGGAAGCAAAGGCAUCGCUCUCAGCGGUGGUCAAAGCCAACGGAUUGCUCUCGCGCGUGCCCUGUAUGCGCGCCGGAAGAUCAUCAUCCUGGACGAUGCUCUCAGCGGGCUUGACGCCACCACCGAGAACCACAUCUUUCACAGCCUGUUUGGAAGUCUCGGCCUCCUCCGAGAGAUUGGUACUUCUAUCAUUGUCGCAUCCUCAUCGGUCAAACGUCUCCCCUUCACCGACCACAUCGUUGUGCUAGACAAGACUGGUCGCAUCUCCGAACAGGGCAGCUUCAGCGCAUUGAAUAAGACUGGUGGAUACGUGUCCAGCUUUGGUCUCGGCGCCCCUGAUUGGGACUACAAGCCGAAGCGAUUCUCUGAGUCUCCUAGCUAUACCACGAUCGAUUCGGUCGAGAAGGAGAAGGAGGCCGUAGUGGAUGAGCCUGAGAAGCGUGACCCUGGUGGUGAUUUCUCCAUCUACUCUUACUAUAUCAACGCCAUUGGAUGGCUUCCCGCUCUGGUUUUCAUUAUCGCAAUGGCUGGAUUCGUCUUCUGCAUUUCCUUUCCCUCAAUUUGGUUGGAAUGGUGGGCAGAGUACGAUACUGCCCAUCCCAAGCAGCGUCUCGGUUACUACCUCGGUAUCUACGUGAUGCUGGGCUGCAUCGCCAUGCUCGCCCUCAUUGUAGGAUGUUGGCAAAUGAUCAUCACGAUGGUCCCAAAGUCUGGUGAGAAUUUCCACCGUAGCCUGCUGAGUACCGUCCUCAGCGCCCCCAUGCUGUUUUUCUCAACGACGGACAGCGGUGCGAUUCUGAACCGGUUCAGUCAAGAUCUCCAGCUUAUCGACAUGGAGCUUCCUAUUGCCGCCAUCAACACUGUCGCUACAGCCUUCCUCUGUCUCGCUCAAAUGGCGCUUAUCGGAGUGGGCUCUACAUAUGCGGCGAUCUCGUUCCCGCUCGUGCUUGGAAUCUUGUUCCUCAUUCAGAAGAUGUACUUGCGCACUUCACGACAGCUUCGUUUCCUCGAUCUUGAGGCCAAGGCACCUCUCUAUUCCCACUUCACAGAUUGUCUCCAAGGCCUCGUGACCCUGCGUGCCUUUGGAUGGCAGCACGGUAUGGAGCGCAAGAAUAUCGCGCUGCUUGAUCACUCCCAGCGACCAUUCUAUUUCAUGUUCGCAAUCCAGCGCUGGUUGACUCUUUCUUUGGAUUUCGUCGUCGCCGGCAUUGCCAUUUUGCUCAUUGUUCUAGUGGUCAUACUUCGUGGAACAAGUCUUGGAGCUGGCUCGGUUGGCGUCGCGCUUCUUAAUGUGAUUCAAUUCAGCCAGAGCAUCAAGCUUCUGGUGACUUUCUGGACCAACUUAGAAACCCACAUCGGCUCAAUUCUGCGUGUCAAGGAAUUCACGCAAAAUGUGCAAUCCGAGGAUCAACCUGGCGAAGAUGGCGAUAUUCCGCCCAAUUGGCCGUCGAAUGGUGCAGUUUCCUUCCAUUCAGUCUCCGCGGCAUACCGACCCUCCGAGCCGGUUCUCAAUGAUGUCUCUCUAUCCGUCAAGGCCGGAGAGAAGGUGGGCAUUUGCGGACGCACGGGAAGGAAAUCCGCCAGCGGCAAAACUUCCAUGAUCAUGAGUCUCUUCCGCAUGAUCGAGCUGACUAGCGGUAUCAUCACCGUGGAUGGCGUUGAUAUCACCGGUCUUCCUCGGCGCGAAAUUCGCGCACGCAUCAAUGGCGUCUCCCAAGACUCUCUCCUGUUCAAGGGCAGUGUCCGUCUCAAUGCCGACCCAACCGGGUCCCACACCGACCAAGACAUCCUCAAUGCCCUCAAGAGUGUGCAGCUCCUCCCUGCAAUCCAAGAAAAGGGGUCUCUUGACACAGACAUUGACGAGAUCCACUUGUCGCACGGCCAAAAGCAACUCUUCUGUCUUGCUCGCGCUAUCCUUCGCCCUGGCAAUAUUCUCAUCCUCGACGAGGCAACCAGCAACAUCGACACGAAAACAGAUGAAAUCAUGCAGCGCGUCAUUCGCGAGAAAUUCUGCAACCACACGAUUAUUGCGGUCGCCCACAAGCUGGACACCAUUCUCGACUUUGACCGCAUUGUGGUGCUGGACGCCGGCCAGGUCGUCGAGACCGGUGAGCCGUACGCGUUGCUUACAGAGCCCAAAUCGCAUUUCAGUCAAUUAUAUGCGAGUGCGAUGGCGUCAGAAGACUCUGACCAGUGA
Messenger RNA from Penicillium macrosclerotiorum, 4341 nucleotides. RefSeq lists its product as uncharacterized. The transcript has 9 exons. Gene Ontology annotation, cellular component: membrane. Bases 1 to 4341 code for a protein of 1446 amino acids. The record is from RefSeq and is a predicted model, not a curated record. Gene Ontology annotation, biological process: transmembrane transport. Gene Ontology annotation, molecular function: ATP binding; ABC-type transporter activity; ATP hydrolysis activity. Lineage: Eukaryota; Fungi; Ascomycota; Eurotiomycetes; Eurotiales; Aspergillaceae.